AAUGUGGAGCAGGUCUCCAUUUUGUUUUCAGGAUCACAGCCUGCAGAUCAAAAUGCUGUCGCUUCUUACAACAACGUACAUCCUUUUCGUAGGCAUGGCUUUGGCUGGUUCACCGCUGGACAAACUUGAUGAUGACACGAAGGCUAUGCUGAACAUGCUGCAUGAAACCUGCGUAGGCCAGACAGGAGUACAAGAAAGUCAAAUCGACAAUGCUAGACACGGAGAUUUCGCCGAGGACGACAAUUUCAAGGCAUAUCUGGGAUGUGUCUAUCAGCAAACCGGAGCGCUGGGUGAUGAUGGCGUGGCAGACUAUGACACCAUCAUCGGUAUGUUACCUGACGUCAUCGCCGACCGCGGAGGCAAAAUGAUCAGCAAGUGUCGACACGUCAAAGAGAGCAGCGCUGCAGCCACAGCAUUCGAACUCAACAAGUGCCUCUACAAUGCAGACCCAGAGUUUUUCUUCAUCUUCUAGAGGAAUCUGACCAGUCGACCGAGGACUCCGAGAGCCUGUUCUGAGGUGGCGAUAGAGAGAAACGUUUGGUCGCUGUAGUCAACAAUACAUAUAUAUAUAUAUCAUAUUUAUGAAAUUGUACAAAAUGAAAUCUACUACUCGGUCUAGCUAAUGUUAUUUGCGCACGGUGAGCGAUGGUUCAGCAUUUAGUGGAACAGAGACUUGCCUAGAAGAGGGUAAAUGUGUUCCUUGCAAAAUUGAUAUGUACACUGAUCUUAUAAAAGAUGUAGUAGCACUGAAUAAACUAAGAUACACAUAUCAGUAUAUUA
Cryptotermes secundus is the source of this 780-nucleotide messenger RNA. RefSeq names its product B1 protein. The record is from RefSeq and is a predicted model, not a curated record. Lineage: Eukaryota; Metazoa; Arthropoda; Insecta; Blattodea; Kalotermitidae. Bases 2 to 472 code for a protein of 156 amino acids. The transcript has 8 exons. Gene Ontology annotation, molecular function: odorant binding.